Messenger RNA from Leptopilina heterotoma, 447 nucleotides. Its product is annotated as glycosyltransferase-like protein gnt13. NCBI's taxonomy places the organism in Eukaryota, Metazoa, Arthropoda, Insecta, Hymenoptera, Figitidae. Bases 1 to 447 code for a protein of 148 amino acids. The record is from RefSeq and is a predicted model, not a curated record. The transcript has 2 exons.
AUGAAGCAAGAUGUUGAUGAUGACAAUGAUAAUUAUGAUGAUAAAAAUGAAAAUGACACGGAUGUUGAUGAUGUAAAUGACACUGAAAAUGACGAUGUAAACGACAAUGAUAAUAACGAUGUAAAUGACAAUGAAAAUGCUGUAAAUGAUAAUGAAACUUCUUUAAAUGAAAAUUCUUUAAAUGAAAAUGAAAAUGCUGCAGAUGACAAAGAAAAUGAUGUAAAUGAUAAUGAAACUUCUGUAAAUGAUAAUGAAUCUUCUGUAAAUGAUAAUGAAACUUCUAUAAAUGAUAAUGAAACUUCUGAAGAUGCAAAUAAAAAUGCUGCAGAUGCAAAUGAAAAUGCUGUAAAUGACAAUGAGAAUGCUGUAAAUGCCAAUGAUGAUGAUAAUGAUAAAGACAAUGUGGAUAAAGAUCACAAUGAUCCUUUAAAGGAACUAUACUUUUAG